Molecule: messenger RNA, 723 nt
Organism: Pediculus humanus corporis (human body louse)
Lineage: Eukaryota; Metazoa; Arthropoda; Insecta; Psocodea; Pediculidae
Exons: 1
Coding region: 1-723 (240 amino acids)
Biological process (GO): stabilization of membrane potential; potassium ion transmembrane transport
Cellular component (GO): membrane
Molecular function (GO): potassium ion leak channel activity
Source: RefSeq, a predicted model, not a curated record
AUGGCGGAGGAACCAUCGAGAGAUAGUCCAGUGUUACCAUUUAAAACUCGUAAACUUUCCAGACCGAAACUUAAAAUCCCACAGAUAAACAUUUCAAAUAUUUCCAAUAAUAUACCACAGAUGAAUCGUUUGAGGCAUCCAGAUUUAUCAAUGCCUGGAGGAUGUGCCAUACCAAUAGGAAACACAAAUGGUCCAUUUGGAAUAUUUCAAUUUCAUCCGACGAAAGCAAGCGAGUACAUGAAUAAAAGAUAUGAAAAUUUUAAAGACUUUACUAAAAGCACAGCAAAAUCCGGUUUAAGUUUUGGAGAGAAAACACUUUUUUGGAUUAACGGAAGAGUACGACAAUUAUCAAAAAGAUGGUUCACCCACAUAUUUUUAUUUCUCGUCGUACUCUUAUAUAGUUUUUUGGGUUCGUUACUUUUCGUUACGGUCGAGGGUACUCACGAGGAUAAAGAAAAAGCGGAUAUAAAUAAAGAAUUAAAUUUAUUUAUAUUUAACAUGAGAAGGUUGGCAAUGGAUAAAAAUGUCGUUUUCGAUGGUAAACUAUGGGAGAAAAACGUUAAGGAAUUGAUAGCACCCUACGAGACUCAACUUUUGGAAAGUUACAGUCAUGGCGUCACACCGGAUCAACAUAAAACGUGGUCAUUUUGGAAUUCUAUGUUUUACUGUGGUACAAUAUACACAACAAUAGGUGAGUUGUUUGUUUGUUUGUUUGUUUUUUAA